This is a messenger RNA of Acanthochromis polyacanthus (spiny chromis), 4046 nucleotides long. RefSeq names its product integrin alpha-6-like. Gene Ontology annotation, cellular component: integrin complex; external side of plasma membrane. The record is from RefSeq and is a predicted model, not a curated record. Lineage: Eukaryota; Metazoa; Chordata; Actinopteri; Pomacentridae. Bases 53 to 3319 code for a protein of 1088 amino acids. The transcript is spliced from 25 exons. Gene Ontology annotation, molecular function: integrin binding. Gene Ontology annotation, biological process: cell-cell adhesion; cell-matrix adhesion; integrin-mediated signaling pathway.
UGCUCCUCCUGCAAUAAGGACUCACUUCUUACUAGUUCCAAGGGAGUUUUCCAUGGAGGGCCGCUUCACCUGUGGACUCUGGCUGGUUGCCUUUUUCUUAGGAUGUGGGCGACUGUCGGCUUUCAACCUGGACACGGAUAACGUCCUGAAGAAGAGCGGGGACCCGGGCAGCCUGUUCGGCUUCUCUCUGGCUAUGCACCGGCAGCUGAACCCGGUGGAUAAGAGAAUGCUGUUGGUUGGCGCCCCCAGAGCCAAAGCCUUGAGUGGUCAGAAAGCUAACGUGACAGGAGGCCUGUACAGCUGCGACAUGAGCGCCACCUCUCCUGGAUGCAGCAGAGUGGACUUUGAUAAUGACGAGGAUCUAACAAGCGAAAGCAAAGAAAACCAAUGGAUGGGAGUGACGGUCAAUAGUCAGGGGCCAGGAGGCAAGAUUGUGACUUGUGCCCAUCGCUACCAGCGUCGGACCAACGUGAACACGGCCAUCGAGUCCCGUGACAUCAUCGGUCGCUGCUAUGUGCUGAAUCAGGACUUGACAAUCAAUCCCAUAUCGACUGAAGAAGGAGGCAACUGGCAUUUCUGUGACAGCCGGCCCAGAGGCCACGAGAUGUUCGGCUCCUGCCAGCAGGGCCUCUCUGCUACCUUCGACGACGACUACCACUACCUCAUCUUUGGAGCUCCUGGAGCAUACAACUGGAAAGGCGUGGUACGUUUGGAACAGAAGAAUGAAACUUUUGUGGAGCUGGGCAUCUUUGACGACGGUCCAUUUGAGGUGGGAGAUGAGGACGAAAAGAACCCCGAACUGGUCCCUGCUCCUGCCAACAGCUACCUGGGUUUUUCUCUGGACUCAGGGAAGAGUUUGACCAAGAAGGGCGAGCUGACGGUGGUAGCCGGAGCUCCCAGAGCAAACCACAGCGGAGCGGUGGUGCUGCUGAAGAAAGGCCACCCCGACAGCAACAUCUUGCUGGAAGAAUACACCCUGGAAGGAGAAGGACUGGCCUCGUCUUUUGGCUAUGAUCUGGCUGUGCUAGAUCUCAACAGGGACGGCUGGGAGGACAUAGUGGUGGGAGCACCUCAGUACUUUGAGAAGGAUGGAGAAAUUGGAGGAGCUGUGUACAUCUACAUCAACAAAGCUGGAAAAUGGGACCAAGUCACACCCACCAGAAUAGACGGACCCCAGGACUCCAUGUUUGGUCUGGCUGUGGAAAACCUGGGAGACAUCAAUCAGGAUGGUUUCCAUGAUUUUGCAGUGGGAGCUCCUUAUGCAGAUCACAGUGCCGGGCAUGUUCACAUCUAUCAUGGAUCAGCCUCAGGACAAGUGUCUAAAAAAGCUGCACAGGUUCUGUCUGGAAAGCCUUUAGGAGCGAAGCUGUUUGGUUACUCUUUGGCCGGCAACAUGGACCUGGAUAAGAACUCCUAUCCCGACCUGGCUGUCGGAUCUCUGUCAGAUGCCGUCUUUGUCUACAGAGCCCGUCCAGUUAUUAACAUCAAGAAGGAAAUCAAGUUUAUACCGAGUGAAAUCGACCUCACCAAAAAGAACUGCGGCAACAGCUUUUGCUUGACUGUUGAGGCUUGCUUCACCUACACCGCCAACCCCAAGAGCUACACUCCCAGGCUGACUUUGGCAUACAACCUCGAGGCCGAUGCUGACUACAGGAAGCUCGGUCUUAUUCCCAGAGGGACCUUCAUCGAGGAUCCCACCGCUGAACAUAACUAUGAGUCAAAGGGGACAUUAAGCAUAGACACCCAAGGGAAGAAGAAGUGCAUUAGACGCAAACUUGCUGUACAGGAAAAUAUCCGAGACAAGCUACGUGGAAUCCCCAUCGAUGUGUCCGUGGAUAUACAGGACGCCAAACGUAAACGGAGACAGCAGGCAGCUCCACUGACUCCUGUCCUGGACGCCAAUGAGCCAAUGAUAACCAGAUCAGAGGUGAACUUCCUGAAAGAGGGAUGCGGCAGAGACAAUGUGUGUGAGAGCAACUUGGAGGUGAAAUACCGCUACGGCCACAGGUCAACGGACUCUGAGACGUUCACGCCAUUAAAACUGGAGAAUGGCGUACCGGUGAUCUCGCUCAGCGACCAAAAGGACAUCGCCUUAGAGGUCACUGUGACCAAUAAAAACGGUGAUGAUGCUCACGAAGCCUACGUGAUCGUCUCCCUGCCCCGCUCACUGACCUACUCUGCUUCUCGCAACUUAGAUAAUGAGCGGCCGGUAACCUGCAUAGCCAAUAAAGACGGCUCCAAGGCUGAUUGUGAGCUGGGAAACCCCUUCAAACGAGACGCAGAGACGACCUUCUACGUUAUUUUGGGUGCAGCUGGCAUCUCUUUCAACACUUCAGAACUGGAGAUUGAUCUUCAACUAAAAACGACAAGCGACCAGCAGAAACUCAGUCCUGUCAAAGCAAAGGCAAAGGUGGCCAUCCUGCUGCAGAUGUCUGUAUCAGGACAAGCCCAGCCAUCUCAGGUCUACUUUACAGGAAAGGUCAAAGGUGAAACGGCCAUAAAGACUGAAAGUGACAUAGGCAGCGCCAUCAUACACCAGUUCAGAGUAGUCAACCUGGGAAGGCACUUGAAAGAUCUCGGUACUGCCUCCCUCGACAUUUACUGGCCAAAGGAGACCCAACAGGGAAAGUGGCUGCUUUACCUGAUGAAGAUCAGCUCCACAGGACUUGACCAGAUAGAGUGCACUCCUACAGGGGAGAUCAACCCUCUCAACAAGGAACCAGUUAACUCCAGGACGAGAAGAGCAGCAGAAAACACCCAGGGAUCUGACAAAUCCACUUUCUCUCGCUUAACUGAGAACCACGAAUCAACAUCUCUAUCCUGUGGUAAUGGGGCAACUUGUGUGAGGAUAAGGUGCCCCCUGCGGGGCAUGGACAGCAGUGCAGUCAUCACGCUCCAGUCUCGCCUCUGGAACAGCACCUUCAUAGAGGAUUUUUCCAACUUGCACCAUAUGGAGGUGAUAGUGAAGGCCGCCCUGCAUGUUGAUAGCACGACGAAGACAACAGUGCUGCAAAAUGCCGAGACACAGGUGAGGCUGACGGUGUUCCCAGAGAGGCGUGCAGCUCAGUAUGGAGGAGUGCCGUGGUGGAUCAUCGUGUUGUCCAUACUGCUUGGGCUGCUUUUGUUGGCUCUGUUGGCUUUCGUUCUUUGGAAGUGUGGCUUUUUUAAGCGUGCCAAAUAUGAAGACAAUGUUCCCAGUUACAAUGCAGUCCGGAUCAAACGGGAGGAGAGAGCGGUCAACCCUGGAAACGGUAACUGGGAAAACGUGGAGAAGAAGCCGUGGAUGACAACCUGGCAUGACAAUGAACACUAUUCUUAACAGCCAAUGGAAUCUGACAAUACACUUCACUGUCGCUUACUGACGAACUGCCAGUUUCACUCGUUUUUGCUGCCCUGCCUUCACACAGUGAGGACUGUAAAUAUCAAAAUACAAGGAAAAUCAUUUGUUUAAAAACAGAAAAAAAACAUUUGUAGGACUAAAUACUGGAUCUUUGCUUCAGGGGCUGAUCUGAUCUUGAACAAAGUCUGUAUGAAUCACUGGAAGGAGAUUUAUGGUGUGGGAGACGGUCCUGCACAACUACUGUCUGUUAGAGCUUUGGAGCUUAUUUUGUACAUUCACAGUGUUGAUGGGUUGGGGGGUAUGGAAAUGUUUCUAGACGUUUUGUACAUUGUUUUUGAAUGUUUUGCAGAAUUGUUUGUAUUUAUUCGUGCGAGGAGUACUUUCUGUUACGUGCUCCACAGGCCAAAGAUCCAUGCAAUGCAAACCAUACACAGGAGACUUUUUUUUUUUUUAAACUAAAAUCUGUUCAUUUUCCACAGUUUAAGUGCAUUUUUUUUCUCCUGUGCAUCUGUUUAAACAGCUGAUACAUUUUUUUGUGCUCGAGGUGGCUCAGAAUAUACAUAACCUGUAACUUAUCCAGUUAUCAAACAUUUGGUUUAUAAAUACAACCCAACCACUACAAAACCCAUCUUUUAAUCACCGGCUGCACAAUAGGAAGAGCAUGAGAGCCAACAAAGUGUUUUGUGAAUAAAACUUUUAAAUGUCA